AUGCAUCACACCCAGAAUGUCGACUACUCAACCGGUGGGAGAAGGAGGUCUGAGACCUUCAGGAAUGUUGUCCUGGAUGUUGAUGUCCUCUUCCACGAGACUGUACCAGGACUACUGAUCUGUGAUGAAAACAGGAAGGCCGUCCGCCAAAUACAGGAAUCUUUAGCUCAGUAUAGUAAAAAGUGGAUUCCACAACUCUUCGGUCGGAGACGACCUGGGACUCAGUCAGAAUCAGUCUCUGACAGCAGCAGCAAAGUUAAGGUCCAUAAAGUCACUACAGGAGAAACAUUUGGAGCAGAAAAGCAGCUGCUGAGACAAAUUAAAGAUGGGCUACAUGUGAAGUUCAAAAGCCCACAGAAGAGUGAUGUCAUCAUUGUCUUCUGUCCAAUCAGCUCUCGUGUUGGGUCAGAUGUGGAAGCAGCCAUGAGGAAGGUUUCAGAUAAUAAAAAGAUCAUUCUGGUUGUGAUGCAUCACACCCAGAAUGUCGACUACUCAACCGGUGGGAGAAGGUGGUCUGAGACCUUCAGGAAUGUUGUCCUGGAUGUUGAUGUCCUCUUCCACGAGACUGUACCAGGACUACUGAUCUGUGAUGAAAACAGGAAGGCCAUCCGCCAAAUACAGGAAUCUUUAGCUCAGUAUAGUAAAAAGUGGAUUCCACAACUCUUCGGUUGGAGACGACCUGGGACUCAGUCAGAAUCAGUCUCUGUCAGCAGCAGCAAAGGUAGGAAUCCAGAUUAA
Messenger RNA from Cololabis saira (Pacific saury), 738 nucleotides. RefSeq lists its product as uncharacterized. The record is from RefSeq and is a predicted model, not a curated record. Lineage: Eukaryota; Metazoa; Chordata; Actinopteri; Beloniformes; Belonidae. The transcript is spliced from 3 exons. Bases 1 to 738 code for a protein of 245 amino acids.